Molecule: messenger RNA, 666 nt
Organism: Scophthalmus maximus (turbot)
Lineage: Eukaryota; Metazoa; Chordata; Actinopteri; Pleuronectiformes; Scophthalmidae
Gene: c21h18orf32
Product: UPF0729 protein C18orf32 homolog
Exons: 3
Coding region: 192-437 (81 amino acids)
Biological process (GO): positive regulation of canonical NF-kappaB signal transduction
Source: RefSeq, a predicted model, not a curated record
CUCCUCCUGUCCUCUUCCACCGGAAGUAGGUCCUUGCGCAUGCGUGGUAACAUUCCAGCGAUAUCGCCAGCGAGAGUCCAACAACAGACGAGGAAAUUCCUCUCCACGCCGACAGUACGCGACAACGCCGGUGUUUUGUGAUCCACAGAGGUUCUUCAUUUUGGACGUAUUUUUUUGUCUUCGCCACAGUCAUGGUGUGCAUUCCCUGUAUUGUGAUUCCUGUCCUUUUGUGGAUCUACAAGAGGUUCCUGGAGCCCAUCGUUUAUCCCUUCAUCUCACCAUUCAUCAAUAAAUUCUGGACCAAAAAAGCAGUGCAGGAGACUGGAACCAGUGACCAAAAAGUUAGUGAAAAAAGUAAUGGGACAUGCAAGGAUGAAGGCAAAUGUGACACCACUUCCAAUGGAUCUACUGUAGCAGCAGAUAAGAAGACAGACUGACGACUUGAAAUGUUUUUAAUGCAUCCAAAAUACUGUAAAUAUUCCAUUAAUAUAAUAUAGAUAAACUAUGAAUUAACUUAUCAGUCUUCUUUGAAUCGAUUGGUUUUUAUAACCUUCCAAUAUUUUGUGUGAAUUCUUUUUUUCACUCGUCAUUUACUUCAACAUAUUGGUUAUUGUUAUAUUUUCCCUGUUAAACAUGAAAUAAAAUAUGCAUUUACUUUAUUGAGUA